Messenger RNA from Paramuricea clavata, 408 nucleotides. Lineage: Eukaryota; Metazoa; Cnidaria; Anthozoa; Malacalcyonacea; Plexauridae. The record is from the annotation of a GenBank genome assembly.
AUGGGUAAAUUCUCUGAUGCAGCAUUGCCUCCAAUUGAGGAUUGUCUUGUACAACACAUCCAGCGAGCAAAUUACCAGGCCGCAAUAUGGAAAAGAGCAACAACUCCAACAAUUGACUCGCCUUUACCAACUGAUCAUGGAUGGAAGAUCGAUGAAGAAGGAAAUAUUGAUGUGGUGUGGAUGACAAAGAAAUGUGCUCCUGAUGUACUGCUCAAAGAUUGCAACUGCAAAUGUAAAACCGGCUGUUCAACCCUAAGAUGCUCCUGUAAAAAGGCCAACAACCAGUGUAAUGAAAUGUGCCAGUGUGUUGGAUGCACAAAUUGUCCACACGAGUCCAGCGAAAGCGGUAGCCUUGAAGAUGAUUCAGAAGAUGAUCUGGGUAGUGAUAUGAAGGAAGAAAACUUGUAG